Molecule: messenger RNA, 2481 nt
Organism: Conger conger (European conger)
Lineage: Eukaryota; Metazoa; Chordata; Actinopteri; Anguilliformes; Congridae
Product: U1 small nuclear ribonucleoprotein C
Exons: 7
Coding region: 1251-1799 (182 amino acids)
Biological process (GO): mRNA 5'-splice site recognition; spliceosomal snRNP assembly; mRNA splicing, via spliceosome
Cellular component (GO): nucleus; U1 snRNP
Molecular function (GO): pre-mRNA 5'-splice site binding; zinc ion binding
Source: RefSeq, a predicted model, not a curated record
AUCAGAUGAACCUUUUGCAAAUGAUAGAACCUUUUAUACAUAGUCUACAUAUCCUUUGCAUGCAAUGACUGCUUUAAGUCUGAGACACGAAGACAUCACCAGAUGCUGGGUAUCUUCCCUGGUGAUACUCUGCUCGGCCUGUACUGCAGCCAUCUACAGUUUCUGCUUGUUUCAGGGACUUUUUGUCUUCAAGUCCCCUCUUCAGCAUGUAAAAUGCAUGUCCAAUUGGAUUCCAAUCCAGUGAUUGACCCAGUUAAGGAUUUUCCACUUUUUGGCCAUCAGAAACCCCUUUGUUGUGCAAGCAGUAUGUUUCAGAUCAUUGCCUUGUUGCAUGAUGAAGUGCUAUCCAAUAAGUUUGGAGACAUUUGGUUUUAAACGAGCAGAUGAAUAUUUCUGUAGACUUCAGCAUUCAUUGUUCUACUUCUGUUUGCAAUCACAUCAUCGAUGAGAACACGUGAGCCCAUUCCAUUGGCAGCCAUACAGGCCCGAACCAUAACACAUGUUUCAUGGAUGAGGUGGUAUGCUUUGGAUUACAAGCAUUUUCUUUUAUUCUCCACACUUUCCUCUUUCCGUCACUCUGGUACAUGUUAAUCUUUGUCUCAUUUGUCCACAAGACUUUCUUCCGGAAUUCUUAUGGCUCUUUUGGGUGCUUUUUAGCAAACUGAAAUCUCACCUUUUUGUUCUUCAGGCUUAUCAGUGGUUUGCAUGUUGUAGUGUACCCUCUGUAUUCCUGCUGGUGUAGUCUUCUAGGUAUGGUAUACAUUGACACAUCUACAUCUGCCACCAGAAGAUGUUUUUGAUCUGUUGGGCCAUUGUUAGGGGACUUUCUUCACCAUAGAGAUCAGUUUUUCUUUUUUCUUGUUAACCAAGCUGUUGACUUGGGCGUGCCCAGGGUUUUUGCAAUGUCCCUGAUUGAUUGAUUUUAAUUUCUGAGCCUUAUGGCAGCCAACUUAAGUUGCAUCGACACUGCUGUCUUCAUCAAAAUGUCACACCCCAAGAACAAUCUCAAAGGCAAUUGCAAAGUCUAGAAUCAAGACAAGACAUCAACUGCUCUCUUCUGCAUUCACUAAUGACACAAAUGAACACACAUGCCUAAUAUCUGUGAAGCCAAUACAACAAAUAAUUGUAGUACCUUAAACGAAAACAAAAACAAACAACUACGGUAAAUUUAGAAUGACAAAACACGUCAUAUCCGCUCAUACAGGAACAAGUGAGCUGCGGUGCUGCGUCGGCUUACCAACGGUCUGGAGAUGCCGAAGUUUUAUUGUGAUUACUGUGACACAUACUUAACUCAUGAUUCGCCUUCCGUGAGGAAAACGCACUGUAGUGGACGCAAGCACAAGGAGAAUGUGAAAGACUACUACCAGAAAUGGAUGGAGGAGCAAGCACAGAGCCUCAUUGAUAAAACCACUGCUGCUUUUCAGCAGGGCAAGAUACCACCCACACCGUUUCCUGGAGCCCCACCCCCAGGUGGGGCAAUGAUACCCCCUCCGCCAAAUAUAAGUGGGCCACCGCGCCCUGGAAUGCUACCAGCGCCCCCUAUGGGUGGUCCUCCAAUGAUGCCUAUGAUGGGCCCACCUCCCCCUGGGAUGAUGCCUGGAGGUCCAGAAACUAGAAAAGAACAGCUGAUCCGAAUUGGACCAGACUGUGGCAUCUUCCCACGCUUCCACCUGGAGCCAGGUAUGCGACCACCAAUGGGAGGCCAUAUGCAGAUGAUGCCCGGGCCCCCCAUGAUGCGCCCGCCUUCUCGGCCCAUGAUGGUGCCCAUCAGGCCUGGCAUGGUGCGGCCUGAUCGAUAGGCACCUCACCAAGAAGCCCGCCUCCUGAGAGAUGACUGCUGCUGCAACCCCUGCUGACAGAUAUGAAGGCUCAAGUUUAGUAUAUUUUCAGACUUGAUCACGGUUGAACACCACCUCACUCCACCCCUGUAUUUGGUUCUUUGGUGUGCAUCAGAUUCUCAGAUGAAGUUUCGACGAGCUUUUUAGGUGCCAUGAUUUUAAUGGUUUUUUUUGGUUGUUUUUUUUUUUUUUUUUUUUUGCUGACUGAUAACUUAUUUGAAUCCUAUUAUUCAACAUGUUUUGUUUUUUUGUGUGAACACAGUUUCAGCCCAACAAGCUGAAGAAUAAAUAAUUGUAAAAUAAAAUGUGUCUUGGGUCUGGCAGCUAUAAGACGCUUUUAGUCUAUGAUAAUCUUUAUUUUGUCACUUCAGUGAUGUUAAAUGGAGCUCCCAUUUCUUUCACUGAUAUGUUGGAAGUAAUGGAAAUGAUGGACAUUUGCAAAAAGUUGAGGUGCAUAUAAAAAUGUAUUCUUGACUGGUUUGUAAUAUGGUACUUUUCCUGUUGUCUUAAAAUGAGAUGUUACACUACUUUUUACAUUAUUUUUUAUUUAUUUUUUCUUAGGAUUGCAGUUUGUUAGGUGUGUGUGUGUGUGUGUUUUUCACCUGGCCUGUUUGAAUAAAUUGGUUCACAAUGAGCGAACCUC